AGAAUGAGCAGUAUAAUGAGACCCACAUCAUCAUCAGGUGUGGAGAGUUUUCCUGCGUUCGGGGUGGUUCUACUGCUCAUUCUACUGCUCAUUCUACUGCCAGAAGAAUGAGGAGUAGAAUGCAAGUAGAAUGAGCAGUAGAAUGUGAACUAUAUACGAUCCACGGCCUCCUGUCAGUUUUGAUCUCUGUUCCCUAUGGAUAAACGAUAAACAUGCUGAGCAAGGACCCACCUGAGACAUCCAAGGACUCCCCUCCUGGC
Geodia barretti is the source of this 260-nucleotide messenger RNA. The record is from the annotation of a GenBank genome assembly. NCBI's taxonomy places the organism in Eukaryota, Metazoa, Porifera, Demospongiae, Tetractinellida, Geodiidae.